GCUUGAGCGCCGCGCGCGAGCGUUUCCCUUCCCCCUGCGAGCGCCCGGAUAAUGUCUGAGAAUGUCCAUUUCUGGGACGCUUAGCAGCUAUUAUGUCGACUCGAUCAUAAGUCACGAGAGUGAGGACGCGCCUCCAGCCAAGUUUCCUUCCGGCCAGUACGCGAGCCCCCGGCAGCCGGGCCACGCGGAGCACCUGGAGUUCCCCUCGUGCAGCUUCCAGCCCAAAGCGCCGGUGUUCGGCGCAUCCUGGGCGCCGCUGAGCCCGCACGCGUCCGGAAGCCUGCCGUCCGUCUACCACCCCUACAUCCAGCCCCAGGGCGUCCCGCCGGCCGAGAGCAGGUACCUCCGCACCUGGCUGGAGCCGGCGCCGCGCGGCGAAGCUGCUCCGGGGCAGGGCCAGGCGGCUGUGAAGGCGGAGCCGCUGCUGGGCGCGCCUGGGGAGCUCCUGAAGCAGGGCACGCCCGAGUACAGUUUGGAAACUUCGGCGGGCAGGGAGGCCGUCCUGUCUAAUCAAAGGCCCGGCUACGGGGACAAUAAAAUUUGCGAAGGAAGCGAGGACAAAGAGAGGCCGGAUCAAACCAACCCCUCCGCCAACUGGCUGCACGCUCGCUCUUCCCGGAAAAAGCGCUGUCCCUACACCAAAUACCAGACGCUGGAGCUAGAGAAGGAGUUUCUGUUCAAUAUGUACCUCACCAGGGACCGUAGGCACGAAGUGGCCAGACUCCUCAAUCUGAGUGAGAGACAAGUCAAAAUCUGGUUUCAGAACCGGCGGAUGAAAAUGAAGAAAAUGAAUAAGGAACAGGGCAAAGAGUAAAGAUUCCCCUAGCCCACCCCACCCCUUCUCCGUCUCACACUUAUUUAUAAGUGAUAGCUGCAGAGCCAGUGCCGUCUGGGAGGUAUUCUAGUGAAUGGGGAAGGGGAUCUUUCUCUUCGAAGUUCUUUUCUGUAUCUAGAGGCUCUCUCCUUUCCUUUGCCCUCACCUGUCCUUCUCUUCUCCCUGGGUCUCAGGAGGAGUUCUCAUUGAUUUAGAAGGUAGAUGUAGUUGAUUCCUAAGAAGGUGAUGGGCCACAAGGAAAGACAACCCCUAGUAGAGUCCCUAGUAACCCUCCUAAUUUUUCUGGGCAACCCCAGUUCCUCACUUCCAACCUGCCUGUUCCUUCCCACACACCUAUCCCAAAGUCACCCGGGGACACUCCAACUGCACACAGCCCAACAGAUGCCCGCCUGCAUGAAGCCUGGAGCUCACAGUAACAAUGGGAAAAGCCCACAGUCAACACUCAAAGUGACACCCCAAGUGCUAUCACACCCCACAUCUGGCAGAAUAGCCCCUCGACUGUCAGGAAAGUCCAGGGUCUACCCCUAAUGCAAUACACACCAAGAAGAUGUCUUGAGACACAUUCCUGAAUGAGGCGCUGCAGUUCAAGGGGCCCAGCAUCACACCAUCCCCCCCACGGAAUCCUUAACUAUGCCCAGGCAUGGACUCAAGGCCAAAUGGGAUAAACUCAGUUCCCCAGCUGGUGGGCUACAAAGGGCAAGCAAAGGCAGCGGUGGUCUUAUGAGAGUCUCUUAGGUUUUAUGAAAGUAGUCCACAUAUACACGUUUUGCUGCAGGAAAUGUUUAAUUCUGCAUGUUGUUUUCCUAUCCUUCCAACAAAAGGAGGUCAGAUCGUGGGUCAUAAGCCUUGACAGUGUCAUCCUCCCGUUCAUCUGUGCCCUGCUUGACAGAGACUGUGGCUUCUCUUGCUUGACACCGGCCCUGCUGCAUUCUUCUGCAUCCUCCCCAGCUCUGAAAUCAACUCUGUUCGGCCAGUCCACCUUGCACCAGCGAGUCAAGUCGCCCUUGUAGACCCCCCCCCNCCCCCCCCGCCGCCCCAACCCUGCAUCCUCUGCUAGCUCUCGUCCUCCUUAGGCGGGAAAGCCAGGUCAGGAGAACCCGAUGGAGAAUUUAUUGUGCAUCGAUUCCCGGGCUCCUCUCCAGAGCAAGUCGUGGAAGACAGGGAGGAGCAAAAACUCUGGGCUCGCGGGAGCUUGACUUACUCCUCCAAUCCUGCCCAGUCCGACCCCUGCGGAGGAGCCUCGGGCUUGGCAGCUGCCGCUUCACCGCAAAAGCGCAGAGACCCGCCUGGAUGGCGACCUGCGCGCGCACGCUUCUGGGGAGCAGUCCCGCUUGCUAAGGAAAUAGGCCGAAAUCGCACCUAAGCAUUAGACUAGGGCUUCCUCUCUGCUUCCUUUCCUCCCCCUGCUUCCCCACCUUUCCACCCUCCCCUCAAUUCAUAGACUCUGGCUCCUGCUUCUCCCGACCCUGCAAGGGGACAUUCCAGUAGAACUUUUUUUGCUUCGUCGGUGGCAGUCGUGAAA
Messenger RNA from Odocoileus virginianus texanus, 2357 nucleotides. RefSeq names its product homeobox B9 (gene HOXB9). Lineage: Eukaryota; Metazoa; Chordata; Mammalia; Artiodactyla; Cervidae. Gene Ontology annotation, biological process: DNA-templated transcription; embryonic skeletal system morphogenesis; regulation of transcription by RNA polymerase II. Gene Ontology annotation, cellular component: nucleus. Gene Ontology annotation, molecular function: RNA polymerase II cis-regulatory region sequence-specific DNA binding; DNA-binding transcription factor activity, RNA polymerase II-specific. The record is from RefSeq and is a predicted model, not a curated record.